CGCGAGACUUCCUUCGGGGGGAAAAGGGAUUCCACGAAUAAAUAUCUGAAAUCCGAGUUAUUUAACUGGAUAAUAAACGUCGGUGUAGGUGAGUGGUGGUCCCGAAGAAAAACACAAAAGGAUUACACACAGCAAUGGAGGAGAGCUGCAUGUCUGGAGAAGGAAGUGACCAUAUGGGGUUGGUGCCAAAAGGUAGAAGCAUGAUGCUGGAAGACUAUCUCCAACUUGCUGAUGAUCUUCAAAAAGCCUGCAAUACUAUGACUUCUGUGCCUGGGAGCUUGAAGCUCAAGCGUCUGAUUCACACAGAAGCAGAAUUUCUCAGAACGUUAGGAAAGAAGAAAAAAGUGGAACAAGCAGCACAACUGGCCAGUAGCAACCUCAACCACUAUGCUGCUAUCCUACAUGCUGCCGCCUACCUACCUGGUGUCACACGCCUCCUACAACCUGUCUCCUGCUCCAAUCAGUUUUACAGUAACUCUUCGCACCUUGUCAGCGGUACCAAAAUGCUGCUCGUAGAUGUAGUUGCGGCAGAAGGGAAUGCUUGGGUCAAAGUUGUAGCACGGAAAAGUAAAGCACUGCACCAAGCAUGGCUUGGGCAAGGCCAGUCAGGUGAGCGGGAUGUGGUACAACAGGCACAAGAGUAUCUGGCCUGUGCAGCAUGCCACCCUGUCAAUUUUAAGCCACCAUCUUUCCACAUGGCUUUUUAUGGAGGCAUCACACAGCCCCUGUCUAAUGCUCUCGCUCAUCAUGGAGUGAUUGUGUGGGGUGGCAUUGUUGAUGUUGAUAAGGUGCUGCAGAGGCUGAGCAAUCUUCACUGCUUCGAUCUAGCGAGUAGCAGCAAAGCAAAAGAUGAUUUGGAAUGUGAUAGGGUGCUGUGUGAUGAUGAUCUAGAGUGUGAUGGCGAUGACAGUGUGGACAACAGUGGAGGAUGGAGAGAAAACGAGCAAACACGGGAAGUAUUUUUCAGCAAAUUUCAGGGCAGAAGAGGGUCCGAUAGAUCAGGUGGUACUAAAGCGCCAAAGAGCAGCCUCAAUGCGUUGGACCAUGAAGAAUGUUGGCCGGGUUACCAGAAUACCUGUGAUGAUACCUGUGAUGUCGAUGUUGUAUUUGGCAAAUCAUCUGCAGAUCCAAACACACCUGCUGUCUUGGAGAAGAAACUGUUUGACUGCAGCAUCUUUUCAACACAAGAUAAGCUUUGUAAUGAUGAUGUUCAGAAACCACUGUUUGUAUGUGAUUCUGGUAAACAGGCCAGGUUUAUCAUUGAAGAAAGCUUAUUGUCUUUGCUACUGGUUUGUCAGCCUGAUUAUGCUUCUUUUAGCAGCAAGACCAAUGUCAAAGAUAAAACCCAGCAACAGGUGGCAACAGUAAAUUUGGAUAUCACCACCCUUAUUUGCCUCAUUUCAUCAGUCUGCAAUGGAAACUGUCAUCUGCGCUUCACCGACCCAAUUCUAGACCAACAGGCAAUGGAGGAGCGUGUCAGUCCAGUGUUGCCUUCCCUUCAGAAGUUCUUGCAAGGUAAGGCUCUUGUGGUAUGCCAGACAGCGCUGAAAGGAUUUAGAGACAUUGUGGCAGUGACAGCUGGACCAAAAGAACGAGAACGGGCAGAAAACCUGCUUAAUUUUGUGGCGAUAGUGGAUGACCAGCCUUCACCUCGUGCUUCAAAUCUUAAAUCACAAGGCAGGGUCAAGGAAAGGUCAAAGGUAAUCUUUGGCACAGGUGACACAUUACAUGCAGUCACAGUGACUGCAAAUUCUGGAUUUAUAAGAGCAGCAGAAUGUCAAGGUGUGAGCUUUACAGUACACGUACAUCAGGCUCGGGCGUUAACAGAACAAAAGGAAGCAGAUGCAAAGCCACUUUAAAGCUUCACUUUUCUUGCAGCAGAUAUGUAAGAUUGUGUAUGAUGUAGUCACAUUCCUGUACAUAAUUUCUAGGCAUUGUGUGCAAGGUGAGGUGCUCAGCCUCUUUUUUCUUACGAUAACAAACCAAGAAUGUGAUUUGUUUCAUAAUUUUGUUUCCUUGCAUUUCACCUUGAUGUGCUAUCACCCACGCAGCAUUGCUGUUCCGUUUAUUUUUAGUGUAUCCUUGGCCAGUUUUAUUAUAGAUGAUCUUGGAUGUGUUUUGAAUAGCAUUUACGCGUUCUACUGUCAGAAACAACUUUUAAUUAUCACUUGGAACUCAAUAUUAACUCAUAAGUCUUUCUACAGCAGUUUAUUUUUUAAAAUGCUGACUCUUUCAGUUCUGACUUCAAGCUUCUAGCUCAGCUAUCCUGAUGUGGUUUUCUUAUUAAAGUGGACUGGAAUGAAUCAACUUCUUCAUCCUUAGGAAAAUAAUAGCAUAAGUUGGUUGGUUUUAUUUUUCAGGAAUUACUGUCAAUGCUUUUGUUUUAGGAUGAUUAGUUUGAUUUCCUUAGGACGAACUGAACUGCAGAAAAUGGAUUUUUGUUUACUCUUCUUAUAAAAUGUAUUUUACAUAUUGUAUGUAGUGAUAUAUUCUGUAAAUAAAAUUUAACACUAUAAA
Molecule: messenger RNA, 2517 nt
Organism: Pomacea canaliculata
Lineage: Eukaryota; Metazoa; Mollusca; Gastropoda; Architaenioglossa; Ampullariidae
Product: UPF0415 protein C7orf25 homolog
Exons: 8
Coding region: 135-1859 (574 amino acids)
Source: RefSeq, a predicted model, not a curated record